Drosophila takahashii is the source of this 3052-nucleotide messenger RNA. RefSeq names its product Regulator of eph expression (gene Reph). The record is from RefSeq and is a predicted model, not a curated record. Lineage: Eukaryota; Metazoa; Arthropoda; Insecta; Diptera; Drosophilidae.
UCUCCAGCGCCAGCGCAGAGAUUUCCAGAGAAGUUGGAGACAACAGUGUUGCCUUGCCACAUUGUGGACGCAAUGGGUUUUCAGUUGGAGCGCAACAUUAGCCGGUGACGGGCGGUAGAGCUACAUGCGAUAUAUACCCGAUACUAUAUACCCGAUACACACAGUAACACACCGUAGUAACCAAGUCAGCAGGCGUAGGCGGUUCCAAAACCGUUGCACAACUGCAUUUCCAGGGGAAAACCCAUAGAUCGUCCUAAGAGAUCAAUCCAAUCUAAUCCCACAGAGUGUUUGAAAACCAAAUUUCGAUGGGUUAAAAGGCCAAAAAGGGCAGAGCUUAACCCUUCGGCGGUGGUGCGUGGCUGUUUUUUUUCUUUUGCAAAUUUCGCGUCGUCUGGUUUCCGUUCCCGUGGCCGUGCCAAAAAAAAUCGAUAAUUCCGUGCUGUAUAAGUUACGGCGAAAGGUGCGCGGAUAUUCCGUUCGGGAUUUGCGUUCGGGUGUUUUGAGUACUACGCGUAAGGACCAAGUGUGCGCGAAAGAGAUUGUAGGAAAGAGAGAUUGCAGCUCACAAUACAAAACGUGGAACUGCAAAUUCCAAGCUAAAACUCAUUUUUCUACAUUUAAAAACAGCGGUUUUAAUCGGUUAAAUAUUGUAAUAUUCAAAAAACAUGUAAGAUGAGGAAAACAUUUCCUGAGUGUUAAAGAGAGCGAACCGCUACCGUUACUCCUUAACUACGGCUUUACAACCAAAGAGAGAGAGAGAGAGCGAAAUUUUUGCACAAAAGGGAAGCGCCGCUUACACUUUACACGCGCGUAAAGAGAGCGGAGAAUCGCAAAACGAAGCAGCGCGUAAAAAUAACAAACAAAAAUACAUGCGGAGGCGUAUAAAUAGAAACGGCGUGCAAAGCGCAACGGCGAAAAAUUAGUAUGUAGUAAUAGUAGUAGAAACGAAGGAGAAGCAGAAGGAGAAGAGGAAUAACGUCGACCGCGACGCCGACAGCGACUGCGGCGUCGUAGUAAGUUUUCUCCACUGUGUGUGUGCGCGCUGCGUGGGUGCAUCGUUGUCGUUGUGUGCGUGUGGCAUGUGAAGCGAAUUAAGGCAAAAGCUGAAAAUCAUGAUAAAGUUUGUCAGGCAGAAAAAUCGAGAAAACACAAUACGGGCAUCCAAAAAUUUUAUGCGUAAGAAGCGUGAAUCGAAUGACUCUGGCACAGAAUCUGAUGGUGAACUCCUCGAUGUGGAAAACCAACGUCACUUAGACGUGGAUAUGGAAACUAGUGUUGCUGGCCAAAAGAAAAUCUCUCCUGAAAUGAUGUGUCACCAGCAGACGUCGUCAUCCUGUGCCCAUCUCAUGUACGACCAGCACAGUUCCGAGGAGGAGUUGGAGGUGAUCAACGGCCCCUCCUCGCAGGCGGGCCAGCAUCCCGGCGGAACGGCGGCCACGGGCUCCUCGUGUGCCUCCCGAAUCUCGAACCGCGGAUGCACCUCCUCGCUGGACACGGAGGCGCCCUACGAGGAGCGGGCCACCACCUCGAACUCGAAGCGUUCCAGCUCCACGCUGAUGGUGGAGAACCGCAAGCGAUCGCUGGCCCACAGCUCGGAUGAUGAGUUGCGCAACUCGCUGGAGCCGAUUUUGACGCCCGUGAAUUUUCGCACAUCGCCGCCAUUGGAGGCAUUCAAGCCAAAUCGUAGCCAUAUGAUGUUCCGCUCCACAACGCCACUGAUAUUAUCGGAGGCCCGAUGUGGCAUCGAAAAUAUUAAAUUAUGUGAUAAUAGUGUAAACGAGGAGAAUGGCGACAACGGCGGUGGCGGUAGCAGUAAGUGUGCUAAGAUUGGAGGCGGAACCAUAACCGGAACCGGAAACGGUGGCAAUGAGAACGAACCGAGUGUGAUCAAGGCGUGCAGCAGCUCGCUGAAGAUGAGCAAUAGCAGCCAUCACAUCUACCAGCCGCAGCCAAAGUAUAGUUUCCACUACAACAGCUCGCGGAGCAGUCCGGCCAGCACCACCGGCUUGGAUAUGGAGGUGCGAUCGGUGAGUCCGCCGGCGAAACUGUUCCACUGCGCCAUAUCGCCCAGGCGGCGACCCAGCAACAAUGCCACCACAAUAUCACCACCAUCAUCAGCCACAUCAUCAGCCACCACGACAACGACACAAAAUGCUGCCAAUUCCGCCGGAAGUGCCGGGAAUCCGGGAAAUGCCGCCAACGUCACCGCCGUCGCCACACAGAGACUGCAGCGACCGCAUCGGCCGUGUUUAGAUUUUGAUAAGAUGCAGCAGGUUAGCCUCUAAUGCAGAGCACGCUAGCACCAGAGCAGCCGGAAAACUCGGAAAAUCCGGAAUACAUUGGAAUAGGAACGCUAGAUUGCAGAACAACCGGAAAUGGGGGGCAAAUCAAAGACUUUUUAUACGAACCAAACUGAAACUGUAUUCGGCGGUUAGCUAGGCAGAUUCAAGAUACAGAUUCAAGGACAAACAGCACAGAGAAAUAUCAUCAAAUCAAAUUAUAUAAAAUCUAAAGGUAAUUCAAAUUUUAACGCAAACCAACAAACCAAAAAAAAAGAGGAACCUAAAAUUUACAAUAGAUACAGCUAUUUUUUCACAAUUUUAAACUGAGAAAACUGUAAGCAGCAAAAAACUGUAAGGAUCGAAUCGAAAGUGGAUGGAAAACACAAUAGAUUUAGAAAAGCUCCGGUGUGUAAAGAAGGAAAGUCAUAUGCUAGUCGUAUGACAAAAGAAAGGAUCUUCAAAAGAUGAUUAAAAAUAAAUUUAAGGCAAAGCUCUGGGUGUAUAUGAUGAUUUAGAUGAUAACGUGAGAGAAAACCAGCCAGUGGAAACUGUGAACUGUAAAUAUUGUAUUUGUGUGGGAUAAACCAAAAAACUUUUGAAGAAUUGGCAUGCCAUCGAUUGGGGAGGGAGAAUGUAUUUUAAUUAUUUUAGAGAGCCGAAGAAAAUCUCCUGUGGUGAAGAAGACUCAAAAAAAUGAAAAUUAUAUUUCUAUAGAAUGAAGAAAAGCUGGUAGAGAGAGGGAAAGCGGGAAAUAUGACGGGAAAAUGUAG